AUGGAGCUGGUGCUGCGUUUCAAGGCAGAUGGGUGGAGAUUUCUUUGUGGCCCUGAAUGGGUUUGGAGCUGGCUGGAUGUCUUUAUCGUUCUUAGCUCGUUGUGGGAAGUUGCCAUCGAGAUCAUGUAUGUCUGGCAGGGAGAUGCAGGUGCCCAAGAAGCCGCAGAACACGUGUCAGGCAUUAUCAACCUAAAGGCUUUUCGAGUCAUUCGAAUAGCCCGCAUCGUGAAGGCCGUGAAGCUCAUGCGAAUCUUUCGGUUUGUCAUUGCUCUUCGCACGUUGAUUACCUCAAUCAUCCACACCCUGCAGUCGCUGUUUUGGGCUUUGGCGCUCUUAGUGCUGAUUGUGUACGUGUUUGCGGUCUUGUUUGUCCAAGCAGUUAACGACUUCAAGCUGGAUCCUGACAAUGCCAAGCUCCCAACCCGAGAACUGGAAGCAAGUGACCUGUAUUUUUCAUCCUUACCGGACACGAUGCUCAGCCUGUUCAUGUGCAUCGCUGGUGGCGUGAAUUGGGGCGAAGUCCAGUCUCCGCUGAAAGCCAUUUCAACUGUAUGGGUCGUCUUCUUCCUGUUCUACGUGGCAUUUACGUAUUUUGCCGUCCUCAACGUUGUCACAGGAGUUUUCUGUCAAUCAGCCAUUGACAGCGCGCAGAACGAUCAUGCAACAGUGGUGCAGUCCAUCCUGGCAAACAAGAAGGCACACGUGGAGAAGAUCCAGGCCCUCUUUAGCCAGUUCGAUGACCGGGAAACUGGUGUCAUUACUUUCGCCAUGCUCGAAGAGAAAAUCGACUCACCAGAUGUCCGGGAAUAUUUUGAGACCCUGGGUCUCGACGUGUGGGAUGCAUGGUCAUUUUUUAAGUUGCUUGACCUGGACUCGGGCGGCGCAGUAGAAACAGAGGAGUGUUGUUGUAGUUGGUGGUGA
Molecule: messenger RNA, 921 nt
Organism: Symbiodinium pilosum
Lineage: Eukaryota; Dinophyceae; Suessiales; Symbiodiniaceae
Source: the annotation of a GenBank genome assembly